AUGAACGGUCGAGCAGGUGACCACAUUCCAAGUUCCCAACUAGAGAUCGUCUUCACAGCUGGCAGUCUGGAUUCCAUCAAGCUGCAGUUUCUCAAUAACCUCAUCAGCAGUCAUGUAACCGGGAAUCAAGACACUCUGUUCCAUUCCAUUGCUUUCAUAGAAGAUUGUAUCCGGCUCUGCACAUUCUUCGUGCUGAGAAUAUUCGUCCUCAUCCAUCUCGCAUUGAGAGGAAAGACCAGUAAGCCAUCUGGCAGAGCGACCUACGCCAUUGGCUGGAGUGUGGCAAACUCGGCCAGCUCUGGGAUUUUGAAAGGGAAAUUAGGGGAAAGGACAUGGCUACCUGUUAUUCGGCAGUGUGAAGAGAAAACUGGCUUGACGAUUCCGAAGAUUGCAGCAUCUGUUCUCUUGGAUGUUUGUGCAGCAUGUGCUCAUUCCGGUGCAUCGGGGUCCAGUAUGUCCGCAGAUAUCAGCAGCAGAGGCAAGAGGUGCAAUAAGGAUGGUGGCAAGUAUGAGGAACUGCAUUUUGCUUGCGAGUAG
This is a messenger RNA of Aspergillus steynii IBT 23096, 537 nucleotides long. RefSeq lists its product as uncharacterized. The record is from RefSeq and is a predicted model, not a curated record. The transcript has 2 exons. Lineage: Eukaryota; Fungi; Ascomycota; Eurotiomycetes; Eurotiales; Aspergillaceae. The coding region runs from base 1 to 537 and encodes 178 amino acids.